This is a messenger RNA of Formica exsecta, 4333 nucleotides long. RefSeq lists its product as uncharacterized. NCBI's taxonomy places the organism in Eukaryota, Metazoa, Arthropoda, Insecta, Hymenoptera, Formicidae. The transcript is spliced from 4 exons. Gene Ontology annotation, molecular function: N-acetyltransferase activity. The record is from RefSeq and is a predicted model, not a curated record. Bases 1001 to 1741 code for a protein of 246 amino acids.
CUCUGCUACAAAAUGUUACAUUUGCAUGCAAGUGCAUGAAAAUAUAUCGCAGCGGAUGGAUAAAUUGAUUGCGCAUUGAUGUUACUUGAAUAGGUCGCUAGUAAUAACGAUAAUAUACCGGAAUAGAAGUAAGAUAAUGUUCAAAAAAGAUAUUCUAUGACAUCACACACACAUGCACUAGAGAUAUAGUCAAAUGUGAGGAGGAAAAAUAUGUCAGACUACAAGAUCUCAUGCAUGCGAUGGCAAUAAUCGUAGAAUUAGUUGCACAUUUUACAAAAUUACAUAAUGUGUUAUAUAAAGACUACUUUUAUCAUUAUUUACCGAAAUCAAUGCAGCAUCGGUUUUAUAAAGUUAUAUAAUGUUACAAGUGUGAUGAAAUGAUUUUAAUAUUAUUCAAAUAUUGGAAAACUCAUUGAAUAUAAAUUAUUUUCUAUUUUUUUCGAUAAUUCUGCCACUUUUUUUUCUCAUAUCUCUCCUUUAACUGAAUAACUACUAAACACAUUAAACAGAUCAAUUAUAUAAUUUAUAAUUUUUUUUUCUGUGCAAUUAAUAUAUUAAUAUCAAUAUUAUAUCAAAUAUUACUUUAUCAAGAAAUAAAUUAAUAUCUUCGAUAAGAUAUUAUAUAUAAUUAAAUUGUAUGUUAAUCAUUAAGUAAAAUAAAAAUUGUAAACCAUGUAAAAAAUUAAUAAAUCAGAAUCUCGCUUCCGAUCUUAAACUCGUGAAAAAAGAUGCAAAACUUCUCCACUACAAUAAAGUAAUUAAAAUGACAACGAUAACAAGAAAAUCUCACCGUAAUGUUUUACAGUUACUCGAUAGUCACGCACGUGACCGGUUAUCAAAUAUUGCUACGAUAUAGUAUCUGUAAUCAAGCGGAACAUACGGUAAUGGGGAGCUUGCGACACAAUUUUUAUCCCGAUUAUUCUACACACAAAGAGCAUGCCUGCACUCUGCUGGCAGAAGACACCGCUCGCGAAUUAACGAGACGAAGCUCAGAUCAGCUAUGCCCGUCUGUCUUGGCACCGAUCGCACCGGCGCCAUCGAAUUCAGGAUCCUCAGCAAGGACCGGAUCGAGGACGCCAUGGUCGUGCAACGGCAAUCAAUGCGCCAAGAGUGCAUCGCGAUCGGCAUGGGAAUGUAUGAGGAUCCCGGUGCACCUGAAGAGAUGCAACUGGUCUUUAGAGAGGUCAUCAAGGAUGGAUGCACGGUGAUCGCGGUCGAUCGAUCGGACCGCGUUGUCGCCGUGGCAUUCAACAAGUUACACGUGCCUCCUAAGCCAGGAGAAACGGAUUCCUUCGCUCUUUUUAUAGAAAAUAAUAUCAAACAUCGCUCGUGCCGGGAUCUGAUUGAGUUCCUCGACGACGUGGAAUCGCGAGUAGACAUCUUUCAAAAGUACAACGCGCGCGGUGCCAUGGAAAUUUUCUAUAUAGGCACAGAUCCAGAGUGUCAGGCUCGCGGGAUCGGCCGACAAAUCACGGACAAGAGCCUCGAAGUCGCGCGCGGAUUACGCGCCAGGAAGCUGAAGCAGAUCUGCGUAGCCGAUAAAAUCGUCAACGAAUACGUGCGACCGGAAAUGGUGUUCGCCGUCGCUGCCUCGAUAUACAGCCAACGAAUCAUGGAAACGCUGAACUUUGAGACUCUCGCCGAGAUGCGAUACGAAGAUUACAUACGCGGUGGCAAAAGAAUGUCGGACAGGAUAGGUGAUGUACACAGGACGGUCAAGUUUGUCGCUCGCAAACCUUGACGAUAUUAGAUUUCUGCUUGCAUUCUGAAUAAACAGAAUAAUUCGCCUGUAUGUCAAAAUUGAAUCAAUUUUGCUUUGAAACGGAAAACAAUAAUUUAAUUAAAAAGUGUUACGCAAGAAAAUUUUCCAAUAUGAUAAUGUGAUAAAUAACGUAAUAUUACGUGAAACUAUUUAAAUAGUAAUAUAUAUUAAUCAGUUUAAUAAACUGAAAACAAUUAAGUUCUAAUUUAACUCGAUUAUAUUUCUGCAAACAUAAAAAACAAUGAGAAUAACGCUAACUGACUGCUUAUUCACACUGCCUUCCUUUAAAUGAUUUUAGAUAAUAUUCAGCAAUGUCAAUAUUUUAGUUUUAAUCGUAAUUUCAAGAAUAUCUAUUCUUUCGCAAAUUAAUCUUGCUGACGGUAACAUAAAUACAAAAAGAUUUAGUUAAUUAAGAAUUACGCUGUCGGUUGACUUUGAUCAAAAUUAUAAACCAGAUAUAUUUCGGAUAGGAUAAAAAAUAUAACAAUAACUUUUUUAUAUAAGUAUAUGUAUGUAUAGAUGUGUAUAUAUAUUAAUACAUUUAAUAUAUCAUAUUUGUGACCGGAAACGCUCAAGACUAUGAAGACUGCGUGGAGACAGCAUCAUAAUUUUGAGCGAAACUGCAUUUUUUCAUUCCUAAAUAAUUUCUCGCAAAAUUAUACGAUGCAACCUGACAUCCGUAACUAACUGCAAGCGAAAUAUCGGACAAUAAAUAAUGUAUAUUAUUCUCGACACAAUUCACAAUAUCUUGACUGGAUCGCAAUUGUCGCGAUUACGUCUCAAGGUACUUCGAUAAAGCCACAGAAAACGAUAACAGUCGUAUGCGAAUAAUGUAACGUGACUUCCGACAACCGACAACGGAAUUAUUGUAUAGAAAAAAUUGAUCUAUUGCUUAUGAUAUUUGUCUCCGUAUUCGAGAAACUGUCAAUAAUUACUAUCAAUGAUCAUCGCGCACAUUUGUUCUCUCUAAAGGCGCGACGAUUGGAACUCUGCGCAAUGCGUUAUUAGGAAGACACACAGUAUAUAAUAAAAAUUGGAUAAAGCGUCGAGAUAUAGAUAAGAAAGAAGAAACCAACGCGACAGAGAUUUGCAUUACAAUUGAAUAUAUCUCAAAAUUGAAAAUGCUAUUAUUUAUUGCAAAAAUCGAACAUAUGUUUCCGUGCGAAAUUGUAACAAAGAAGUUAACAUAUGUUUCGAUUAUUGCAUUUUGAUACUUGAUUAUACGUAUGGAAGAAAUGCGUCAUGAAUUAAAUAUUACUUCAUUAAGGUCUCGUUAGUGGAAUCAGUUAAGGACGAAGGAAAAACACUGAGUUUAACAAUACUUUAAAUUGCACUUCAAUUCCUUCAUCUGAGUUCUUGGCUUUAUGCUAUAUAUAAGUGCGACGUAUAUUGGCGUCUAUAAAUAAAUUAUCGAAUCUCUAUCACACUAACCGCCGCACACGCAUAUUUGUGUAUUUAAUAGAGUUAACAAAUAUGUAGGAUAUUAUAUAAUAUAUAUGUAUAUAUGUAGAAAGUGUAUGCGGAAGAAAUUUGUUCUUGUACACGUUGAAAUUGAAAGCUUUGGCGCAGCGUAAGAGGAGUUAAGUUCCAAUUUCAUGAAAAACUACAUCUUAAAAAAAUAAUAUGAAGAGUACCAAACAAAGUUAUAUAUAUAUAUUAAAAAUUUAAAAAUAGUAAAUAAAACAUUAUUUAUGCCGAUCUUCGUUGAAAUAAAGGAAUGUUAAGAUUUUUAGAAAAAAGAAAAAUUGUAAAAUGAACAUGCCGCUUUUUUUCUUCGCCAAAACAAUUCAAUUAGUUUAGUUAUUUUUAUGCUAAACAACGCGCAAGAGUAUAAUUAACUUCGUUAAGAAGACUACUACUACGACAUUCAAUGGUAGUCGAUUUAUAAUAGGCGAAGCUACUGAGACUGCAAGAGACGGAGAGAGUGGCGCACCUAAUUUUAUUAUCGUUGCACUCAGUCAACCGUUAAUUAGUUACUUUCCUUUAAAACGCUAUUACUGCUAUUGUAAAAAAUGUGGACGUAUAACUGUUUUCCUUCCAAUAUAUAUAUAUAUACAUAUGUAUAUAUAUAUAUAGAAUACGAUAUUGACACACUUCCAACAAAGUUAAUAUUUCCCUCUCUGACUUACGGUCUAAUUAACUUACAGCCUGAAUUCAGUAAUCGCUGCCAACAAACUACGCCGCGUGUCACUUUUGACAUACGACAAAUAUAUAACGACACUUACAUAUGUAUUAUUACUCUUAUUAUUAUCAUUAUUAUUCUUUCAAAUAGUAACGCAACCACUAUAUGCAAACGCGUGAAUACACUUAGCUCAAGUCGAGUCGUUCAAGACUCGUAACUUUUGGCACGAAUAAUCAUUUUUUCGUUUAUUCUGACAUCACUCUGAGCCGCUUUUGAACUUUUGAUUUUUUCUUUUGUUCUUUCAGAAACGUUUGAUUACUUAAUGAUUUCAUUCCGAGGAGGAGGAGUACAAAGAUAGAGUAAAAAAUUAAACAUAAGUUUUCGAUAAGCAACAAAUGCAGUCUUCAAAAAACAAUAAAAGAUAUACAUGUUAAAAAAAAAAUUUUCAA